This is a messenger RNA of Drosophila ananassae, 4780 nucleotides long. RefSeq lists its product as uncharacterized. The transcript has 7 exons. The coding region runs from base 381 to 4508 and encodes 1375 amino acids. The record is from RefSeq and is a predicted model, not a curated record. Gene Ontology annotation, molecular function: microtubule binding. NCBI's taxonomy places the organism in Eukaryota, Metazoa, Arthropoda, Insecta, Diptera, Drosophilidae. Gene Ontology annotation, cellular component: rough endoplasmic reticulum membrane; nuclear membrane. Gene Ontology annotation, biological process: chemotaxis; neuronal signal transduction.
UUCGAUAGUUCAGGCCGAUAUCUGUUCAGUGUUGGAAAGUAUCGCAACAAUGCUGGUAACUGAGCUGGGCAGUGUUAUUGCUGUUUCGGUUUUGCUGCAAAAGAUGCACUUUUGAGGCGCAGCGAGUGUGCACCCACGCCACACGUCCUAGACCCCUAGAAGUGCAGCAGUUGCAGUUGCAGUGGCAGUUGAAAGUGCGCGGAGGAGAGUCCGGCGGAGGAGAUCCAGCAGGAAUUCGGGCCAGGGCGUCGAAUGGUGUUUUUGUGGAGUGGAAAGCGGACGGGCGGAAAAAGUGGAAAGCGGAAAAGUGAAAAGCAGUGAGCUACUGCACCCACCAAAAGCUACCCAACAAAACUACAAAACCAAGACGAGCCCCAAUAAUGGAGUCACACCAGCCGCCGAAGCGGCCAUCAUUGCAUUUACUCACGGAUGAGGCGGGAGCAGGAGCUGGAGGAGGAGCAGGACCUGGAUCAGUGGGUGGAGCGAUAGCUGAGAUGUCGCCCACUUCCGGCUUCCUGCCGGACAUGCCGCAGUGGAAGAAGGAUCUCAUCCAGCGGCGCAAAACGAACGUGGCCCGCACCCAGGCGGCGUCCGUCGCCGCCUCACCCACCGAGGCCGGCGGUGGCAGUUGUGGGGCUUUGCCGGAAGUGCCAGUGCCAGGUGCCAGCAAUUCAGACGCUAGUCAAGCACUGGCCAAGAGAAAUGCGAAUGCGGCGCUGCUAGCAGAGGAAAAGUCUGAGAAAUCUCUAACCGGAGGUCAUCAUACCCAAGGCAAAGACUUUGUUGUUGCAACAGAACUACCAACAACAACAACAACAACAACACCAUUAGCACCCAUACCAAAGCAGAGAUCGAGUUUACUAAACACUCAACGAAGUCAGGAGCAACAGUCAGAGAUUCUAAAUACGGAUCUGAGAGAGCGUGGAGAGCCGGCAGCAGCGGUAGGCAUGGUGGGGCUGUCAGUUCGCUCCCAUAUUCGUGGUGAAGUUGAAUCUGGCACAGCGGCAGCAGAGACAACUGGAGCAUUAACGGAGACAGCAACAGCAGCAGCAGCAGCAGCAGCAACACAAGCGGCAGCGACAGCAGCGGCAGCAGCAGCAACGUCGUCGUCGUCAGCAAAUCAAUUGUUAACGAAAUGCAAACCCGGCCAGAGCGUUGCUGAAGGCUCGUUGUUCCCAGAAGCGAGCCAACUCGAUAAUAAGAGCUCUAGCUCCAGCUCCUGCAAGACAAAAUCUAUAUCCGAUAAAUUGCAGAGCAACAAGUUCAUCCAACAACAACAGCAGCAACAACAACAACAACAGCAGCAACAUCAUCAACAACAACAACAACAGUUAGUGUCGCCCAGCAAGGUAACGGUAAAACCGACAAUGGUCGCCAUGCAAGAAAUGAAAAAAACGACGAAACAAAAUGGCCAGCACCACCACCGACACAUACCCGGAAAGAUCAGUGCUGGCAGCGGCAGUGCCGGUGGAGAUCCCGAAGGUAGUCCCUCAAAUCUACAGGAUUCUCUGGUGGACACUGGAGAGGAUCUAAGCUAUGGACCGGGCAUUGUAUCGAAGCUACGGUGUCGCUACCUCAGCCUGGCCCUGCGCGAAUCUCGGCAGCAGAACAGCAAACAGCGCCUCCAACGAUCCACCAGCCUGAACACGCUCCUCGAUCGCGACGACGACGAGGCCGAUGGGGAGGGGGAGGCGGAACUGGCCGAGGAGACGGUGGCCAUCAGUCAAGUGCGUGCCAAAUCCACACCGCCACCCAUUUUGGGGGCGAAGCCAACGCCAAGGCCCAUCCAGCGACCGGUUAGCUUGGGUGCCAAUGGAACAGUGCCACCCACAGCACCCAGCUCUGUCCAGAAUCCGCCCAGCGACGACACCAAGCCCGGUGUGGUGGCCAAUGGCAACCGAUCGAGGCACUUUAAGCGCGGUAAUGAGGUGAUGAAGCGGGCCCGGUCCGUGGAGGCCCUGCUCUGCGAGAAGUCGCCGUGGAAUAGUCAGCGCAGCAGCAACAUGACACCAGGAUCCAAUGCACCGGCAGCCAAAACGAUGGCAAUGGCGGUAGCCACCUCACCGGCCGCCUCGCCCACCUGCGUCACCAUCGAGGACAAGAUCCAUAAUGCCCGGGAACGGUUGCACAGCGGCACGGAUACUGCGCCACCGAAGCGUCUGGCCUCGAUUAUCGAUGAUACGGAACGACCGCCACCCGAUCUUGUCAAGCAAACGCUCAAGAUGUUCGAGGCGAGCGCCAAUCGCCGGCCCAGGACUGCCCACCGCUCCAAUGGAGUUGGAGGAGUGGCCAGCAAGGUGGCCAGCUACAAGUCGAUAAUCAAGGAGCAGAAAGUGGCGCCGACCAGUGUCGGCUUUGCCUCCUCUACGCCACUGCGUCCAGUUAAUCAUCCGGAUAUAAUACCAAGGCAGGCGAUGCGGCGCAUCGAUCUGGCAGAGACGACGGCGGCGGAGGAGCAGCAGCCGGCGGAGGAGCAGGUGGCCACCAUAACACAGCCCAGCGAGGCGCCGAGCGAGACUGAGGCGAAGGCGGCGCACGACGAGGGUGAUGGAGACAGAGAUGAGGGCGAUGUCGCAGGGGAAGGCGAAGGCGAAGGCGAUGACGACAACAACGAGAAGCACGACAACGAAGGCGACGACGAUGGCGAAGGCGAUGGCGAUGGCGAUGGCAGCGACGAUGGCGAUGACGACGAAAACAAUGAGUGCCAGCUACGCUCCGAUAAAAUGGGCGCGGCAGGCGAUAAGCCCAGUCCGGCGACGAAGAGCCCGGCGACGGAAGCGGGAGGCGCCCUGCACCGAUCAUUCGCUCCCACGACUGAGAACGUGCAUGUAGCAGCAGCUGUAGGAGCAGCAGUACCAGUACGGAAACUAAACACGGAAUCAUCAUCAUCCUCGUCCAGUACCACCAAGCAGAUUGGAGUUAUCCGGCCGCUAUUUAACAGCCAGGGCAUCACGCCGCCAUUGACGAGUCGGGAGAUCGAAAAGAAUCGGAUCAAUGAGAUGAAGAAGUCAACGGAAGCCGGCGGCAUUGGAUCUGGAGCGGGUGGAUCGCUCGGCUCACCCACCACUAGUCUCGAUACCGUGAUAAACACCAAGGAGCCACCCACCAGCAGUAGCAGUAGUCACCAGAACCUCCAUCAUCUCCAUCACAAUCAUAACAAUUGUGAAACGGAUGCCACCACCGCCUCACCGAUGGUUACGCUGCGAAAGACAAGGAAUCAGGGAGCCGGAGUCGUCGGAGUGAUGGCCAGUUCCAGUCACACGGCGACGGACAACUCGAUGGUGUUCAACUUCUCGAAGAGCACCAAGGGAGUCCCGGAUUAUAUCGAAAGCGAUGUUGUGAUCUUCAGGCGCAAGCGGGAGCUGCCAAAGCCAAAUGAGCCGGGAUUCGUGUUGCUGGGCGACCUCUCCGUGGAGACGUCGACGGACACGGACUACGACGACCUAUCCAUGUGCCCGCCAUCGCCGUGCGAUGUGGAGUUCGAGAAUGCCAACAUUGUGAUUGAUGGAAAGUCCAGCAUACGCCACAAACCCAAAGAGUCGACGUUCCGCGUGCAGUUCAACGACACGCUGACAUCGACAUUUGAAUACCCCUCCGAGGCAUCGAUGACCAUUGACGACCCGCCGUACGCCGAUCCCUUCGGCCAUGUUGGCAAGCACCACCAGCUGCCCCUGGCGGAGCAGAUGCAGUUGCUCCAGCAUCGCCAGCAGUUGGAACUGGAGCAACAGCAGCAUCAGCAGCAUCAUCAUGUUACUGUGGAUGAGAUCAUUGAGUUGCCCACCUCGACGGCGGGACAGGGAUUAGGGCAUGGACAUGGACAUGGGCAUGGACUUGGACACAGUAACAACAAGCAGGCGGCGUCGGUGCCGGGGGCGACGGGGGGCGGCACGAUGCUGGGGAAUUUACCGUUGGAUUACCCAAGUUUAGGGAGGGGUAUUAUCUUGCAACAGUUGCCACAACAACAGCCACAGCAGUCGCCGCCCGAACCUGCCAUAGCCAGUGUGGCAACAUCCGAAGCACCAUCACCUCCGCCAAAAGAAACAGCAACAAUGACACAACCAUCGGCAACCGGAUUGGCGCCAAUCGCUGCCAGAAACAACAACGAUGUCACGGUCGCCAAGCGCCCCCAGCUCCCGGCGAAGCCACAGCCGCUGCGUAGAAGCCACCGUCCUUCGGUGUUGCUGAAGCCGCAGUAUGCCUGCUUCCUGCAAAACGAUGAUGCCACACCCAGAUCCCUGCCAGCUACAAGAGGACCUCGCAAGGCGGCCUCCUUCUCCUUUUCACCAAUGGCACGGCAGGAGGCAGGAGGCACUUCGGAGGAGCAAUCGCCGACACAGCAGAGUAAAUAUGAUAAAGGAGAGCACGAUCAGCUCCAGAUCCAGAUCCAGAUCCCUGACCAACGGGAGCCACGUCGUCGGCCCAGUCUGCCGUCGUCGCUGGCCCUGCCCAAUGCCAGCACCGCCCUGCUCCAGGCCCGCAUACCAGGCACUACGCUCUACUAUGUCUGAUGUCCCGAUGCCGCCACUCUAAGCUCUCCUCAAAAAAAAAAAAUAAAAAAAAAAACCAAAAAACACCAACAGACUCUACUCCAAAACAAGAACCAGAAACCAGUACCAGUACCAGUACCAGAACCAGAGAUAUCCCCAGCCAGCCACCGAAACAUAUUAUUUAAAUGUAAACAGAAUACAUAAGCAAAUCGUUGAAAUAAUAUCUAUUGUAUACCGAAACCAAACAAACAAAAAAAAAAAAAUACUGAAAUGAAAUGAAAGAAAAUUAAAUC